This is a messenger RNA of Amoebophrya sp. A25, 1010 nucleotides long. The record is from the annotation of a GenBank genome assembly. Lineage: Eukaryota; Dinophyceae; Syndiniales; Amoebophryaceae.
AUGGAUAGAAAAACGGCGGAGCAAAAAGAGAGUGAUUCGUGGAAGCGAAAACUUUUUGCCAACAAUUCUAGUAAUGUUGGGAGCGAAGGUUCCAAGCCUGCGACAGACUACGCUUCGAUGGGCGAGGACCUGGCGGCACGAGAGCAGAGUCUCUGGUUGCAGCUCGAAGGAUUCAUAAAAGCGGCAUGCGGUGUCUCAGAAGUUGCCUGCACCUCUCAGAAGGAUAUUGAAAGUCUACUCCGCUUCGCGCAAAUUCUGGCAUUCGCACCAAGAUACCUUGUGUAGGAAAGCAUACCUUACCGUCAGCUUCGACGGAUUUUCAUUUUUAUGACUGCCCCCGGUGGAACAGUAUACCUCUUUCUCUAAUAUCUCUAGUACUUUUAGUUGUAAGUACACUCUUGCAGGUGGUAUUUGAUGAUGGUUUUGUCAAUUCUCUUUGCAUCUUUGUCUUGACAACGUAAGAUCAGUACUACUCGCAAGCAUCAUUAGAAUUUUCCUUCUCUCUCAAUCACUCAUAUCUCCCAGCUGCUCCUCUGGAAAAUCACUUUUCAAUUCUGCAUAAUUGAUGCUAAAUUGAGCUUUCGAAGAAAGAAGGUCAACAAUUUCUAUGCUAGUGUACGGUCAGUCCCUCGUAUGCCACGACAGCCACGGUUUUCUUCUGGCGUGGCACCCCGAGAGGGAUCUAAGCACCUAAAAAUAUUGGUAGAUGGUCGAUUCCUGUGCGUUAAUUUGCAGUUAACUAGCAGGUAUGUGUUUGCACUGCCUAGGUCCUCAGACUUGGUGCCUACCAAUGCCACUCACGUGGCCUAAGGGGUGGAUUUUCCAAUUACGUGUGGUUUUUGAGAGCGAACUAAACUAACUUCUUGGGUUUCGUGAUGCAGUGAGUCGAUAUGUUGAUCUCUCGCAACCGCUAGAAGAUGCAUUUGAAACAAAACAAAAUGUGAUAUUAAAGACGCCAUUAAUUUGCGUUCUACUGUGUGGACACAAAAAGGGCAAGCCUGGUAACCCAC